Acanthopagrus latus (yellowfin seabream) is the source of this 3560-nucleotide messenger RNA. It is a transcript of the gene arhgef33, whose product is annotated as Rho guanine nucleotide exchange factor (GEF) 33. The coding region runs from base 336 to 2831 and encodes 831 amino acids. The record is from RefSeq and is a predicted model, not a curated record. Gene Ontology annotation, molecular function: guanyl-nucleotide exchange factor activity. Lineage: Eukaryota; Metazoa; Chordata; Actinopteri; Spariformes; Sparidae. The transcript is spliced from 18 exons.
ACAUGAACAGCAGACACUUGACGGACUGGCCCUUCCGUUCAGCUGAGCUCAGCGUCACGCCACACAAGCUAACGGCCGUCACGUGACGAGUAGCACCGGACCGGAAGUAAGGAAACACAACUCCUUUUCGCUCUCUGAAAACAAGGACCUCGUUGUGCCAAAGCGAAAUCAUAGGACUCACAUGCUUUGGAGCAGAGAGAGUGAGAGAUCACAGUGAAGGAUAGGGUUGGUCAGAAGCAAAGAACAAGACAGGGGAGCCGACUGAAGUCAUCUCGAGCUGGAUAAGGACUUCAGAAGUGGACUAGACUGGACCAGACUGGAAAGGAUACCUGAACAUGGAGAAUGGCAAAACGGAGAGAGAGGAACAGACGGAAGGAGUGCCAGAAGACAGAGAAGAAAAUGUGGAGGAGGCUAAUCUAGAGAUUGCUCAGCUGCAGGGCCUGGUGGCUGAGCUGCGCGAGGGGCUCCACGCCGCCCUGACGGAGCUGUGCGAGCUGCGCCACAGGGACCACGGUCUGGAGGAGAAACUCCAGGCACAUCAGACCGAUGUGGAUGACAAGAUAAUGGGCCUCAAGAACUCCCUCAACACUUUCAAGGAGGAGCUGAAUGUGGCUUUGUUCCACAUAAAGGAUGUUUCCAGCAGACAGAGAGAGGUGCAGAGGAGGUUAGAAGUGCUGCAGUCAGAAAACACCAGAGACAUCAUCUCCGUUCCACACAGUAGAAAGAGCUCAAAGGCAGAUCUUCUGACAGCAUCAGGGGAUGAACACAUCUGUGUGCCGAGCCCAGCGGAGCUCAGUGUUAUUCAACAGUUCUUCUCCAGCCUGCCACACAGCGGCUCGCCACAGAGGAGCAACACAUCCACACACACCUCGACCUCUGAGCAGGAGGCUCAGCAGCAGCAGCAGCAGAGAGGUUGCCCGUCCAAAUCUCCAGCGUGGGUCGACAGGAAGAACAGCAGAGAUGAUUCAGAGACAACAGCCAACAGCCCCACUGAAAACAAUACGAGGCAGAGGGUGGCUCUGGAGCUGCUGGAGUCAGAGAGAGUUUAUGUUUCUCACCUGUCUCUGCUACUGAAGGCCAACAUCUCCUUUAAUGGAUCAGAGGCUCUGACUCCCAAAGACAAACGUCCGUUUCCCAGCUCUCUGAGGUUUCUGAUCCAGCAGCACCUUGAGCUCCUUCAUACUCUUCAGGAACGUGUGCUCAAGUGCCAGUGGCAAGGCAUCAUGGGAGAUGUGUUUAUGAGGCUCACCAGCAAAGAGAGUGAUUUCUUGGACUUCUAUGUGUCUUACCUGAAGGAGCUUCCAGACUGUCUCUCAGUCGUCAGCAUGCUCGCCUCCAGCUCCAUGAAAUCUUCUGCCUUCCUGGAGAGUGAUAUAAUGGGCGAUGAAUCCAAACCUUCCCUCUACACGCUGCUCCUUCAGCCGGUUCAGAGGAUCCCCGAGUACCUGCUGCUGCUGCAGGGGCUGCUGAAGCAGACAGAGGCAGAGCAUCCAGACUACUACCUGCUGCUGGUCUGCAUCCAGCAGUUCAGGUCCUUCACGGCUCAGUACCACCACCUCCUCCAGCACAACCAGGAGCUUCUCCUGCACAACCGCAAGGAGGUGAAAAGGUCGACCAUGAAACAGCUGCUGAAGACAGUGGAAAGUGGAAUUCAAACUAACAACAUUGGCUCACCGUACCCUUGCUCUAGUGCCAUGCUAGAACAUGCUAACCAGGUGAAGCGGAGCAAGCAGCGUCUCCUGGAGCAGAUCCAGUCACAUCGCUUCCAAGAGUGGGAUCAGGAACAGCAUCCAGAAAGUCCUUGUUACGACGCAGAGUGGCCGUCCCAGCUCCCGUUCUUCAGCUCCGACCUGGACGCACGGAACCACAAACCAACAGGUCUUGGCAGCAUCCCAGAGAGCGUGGCAUCUGAGAGGUCCAUCUCCUGCCAACACAAUCUGCCCUCCAGACCUGCAGACUUCCAUCAAGUCCAGCCGGGCUCUGCGCUGGCCGACGCCCUCGGAGAGUUCCUCCUCCCUCCAGAUCCUCCAGGCAUGGAGAGGCUCUAUGAAGAGGAGAGAGGCUCCUUCCAUGAUGUCUCCAUGUUCGACCACUGCUCCUCGGGCUCAUCAGAUUCCUCCAUCGACAUUGCCUUUGUGAAGUGCUCCAAAGCGCCCUCAGCUUCCCAUCAUGCAAUGGCAGCGAAUGUCUCAACAACUCGUGAUGUCUUUGGCAACGGUAGAAGCCAAGGUAAUGGUUACAGCAAGCUGCCCAACCGAGGGUGUGCGUCUCCGGAUGAAGCUGUGAUGAUGCGCCGCAAUCAACACCGCCCCCUCCAGGCCAGCCAGCGUAAGAGCAAGUCACUGAAUGGCCUCCAGAUGGUCUCCACAGUGAGUGGUCUGGAUGGUGCUCCUCUGUCAGACCACCUCCACAGGGUGGGACUGGGCAGCCAUGCCAAGUUGGAGCGGCAGGGCAGUAAGGGCAGCAAGGGGUGCCCUACCCCCUCCCAUAAGGUCCAUACCCCGCUGGGGAACAGAGUCGAUACCGACAAACAGAGCGAAGAUCUUCACGGGCUGCUCAGCAUUGACUCCGGGUUCCAAUCAUGGGGGGACGAGGCAAAGUGGAGGAGCGGGACAGAGGAGAAUAACAACACGCCCUUCAGCGAGAGGAGUCGGAAGCAGGACAAAGGAGGCUUCAGGAGCUCGUUCAAGAAACUCUUCAAAAAGAAGAGCGGUGAUGAGAAGAAAGAGAAGGGAGGUGAGAAAACACCAGAGAAGCAAAACAACGGUGACGCUUCAGGGAAAAAUCCCGCCUUGGUACAUCUGGAGAUGAACCGUGGCACAGCUGUAUGAACACCACUUUAUCACGCACACACACACACACACACAGACAAAAUAAGUCCAUUACAGUUGUUUUUCUAUAUAUACAUCUGCUAUAUAAAUGCUGUUAUGUAAACAGGUAUAAGUCUUGUAAGCUAAGCAACUUCUCCUCGAAUCAUUUCCAAGUGUAAAUGUGAUUUUUUUAGACGAGAGACAGAAGUCCUUCCCCGUGUCUUUAUCCUGAGGGAAAGCACCUGACGUGGCUGAAAUAAACAGCACAGACGGUUGAAUUCUUGCUCAUGUUUUGUGUUGUUUUGACAGUCUCGGUAACAGUAUUAGUCGCCAAAAUGAAAAUGUUGUUUUGAGCCCACGUAGAUUAAAUUAUGACAGAAGUAGGUUAAAUUAAAGACUAAAUGAAGCUUGUUGUGGUUACAAACUCGACCACUAGAGGGCAAAGUGAGAGACUAUCCACCCCCGAACUUUGUGUAAAUAGCUCUGCUCUACAUUUAGUUUCCAGUUUAUAAUAACUUGCUCCUUUCUUUUCCUCUUGUGUAAAUUUCGGUAUCGACAGAUGUUCCCCACUUCCUCUUUCAUCAGGGGAAAUGGCAGAUGUUCUGAAUAUGAGGAGUGUUCCUAAUUUAACAGGUUCUGACACUCAUUUUAAUGUGUUUAUCUGAGAAAGCCUGCUUUGUAUUUUAAGCUAUAAUCAGACAUUAUUAUAUUGUGCAUUUACUCAGGAGAAUAAACUGUUAUUUGUGUGUA